This is a messenger RNA of Penicillium salamii, 402 nucleotides long. The record is from the annotation of a GenBank genome assembly. Lineage: Eukaryota; Fungi; Ascomycota; Eurotiomycetes; Eurotiales; Aspergillaceae.
AUGGCAAAUUUGACAUCUUUCUACAUCUACAAGGUUAUUCCGUCUACUUGCCCCGUGCGGGAACCACUUCCUGAGCGACUUCCGGUCAGCCGUGGCGAUCAAGAUUCGGGUUUUAUCCGCCUCCUAACGGCGCGGCAAGUACCAAUUGCCCUCAAAACAAUAUUUAAAAGCGAGCCAAUGGUAUAUAUCUUGCGUAUUUUGUACAAAAAAAUUAUGCAAGACAUUCUUUGGGAGCCAGCGGACGGUGCAGUGAGCGAGGCUCUUCCCGAAGAGGCAUUCUGCCCACAUUUGUAUAAUGGGCUCAAUCUUGGGCAAGACCAUGUUGAGAGCAUGGCUGUGUGGAUAAACGAAAAUGGAUGGGAAGAAGUUCCAAUGCAGGCAGGCCCGUGGCUUUUAGAUUAA